GCAUAUGCAGGCUUGCACAGCUUUAUUUUGUGCAUCAGGAUUUUCACUGCUCUAAUAAGGCUUAAAUUCCAUGCAACAUUUAUUCAGGUUGUGAAAAAAGAUGCAUCACUCAAUCCUUCUCACGUUGUUACUUCUAUGUAUGCCAUACACAAUUUAUGCUGGUAAAAUUUUGGUAUUUCCAGUUGAUGGAAGCCACUGGAUUAAUAUGAAAAUUCUUAUUAUGGAAUUACACUCGAAGGGUCAUGAUGUUACAGUGAUCCGAGGUUCAGACAGUUGGUAUAUCAAGGAAGAGUCACCGUACUACAGUUGCCUCACCAUUGAUGCUGGCACAUUUGAUGAUGAUUUCAUUGAUAAAUUUGUGCCUCGUAUGCUGGAAAUACGAAAAGAAGAAGGAUCCAUUUGGGAACAGAUGAUGCUAGGAGGAGAGAUAUUAGUGAAGUUUGCUGGGUUUCAUGAGAAGUUUUGCAAUAUGACUGCCGUGAUAUUUGAAAAUAAGGACCUGAUGAAUUCCCUCCAAGACGCAAAAUAUGAAGUGAUGUUGACAGACCCUGCUUUUGGCGGAGGUGUAUUACUAGCACAUAAACUUGGCCUUCCUCUUGUAUUCAACGUGCGAUGGACUAUUCUUGGGGAAGGCCACUUUGCUAUUGCUCCCUCUCCUCUGUCUUAUAUACCUGUUCCUGGAGCAGAGCUAACAGACAGGAUGACCUUUUCCCAGAGAGUUAAGAAUGUGAUUCUUUACUUUUUGAGUUACUAUCAGCAGUUAAAACAUUUCGGCCAGACUUACCAGGCUUUUUGUGAGAAAUACUUUGGCCCUGACGUGGAUUAUUUCUCCCUGUUUCAAAAUGCAGACAUCUGGCUAAUGAGAAAUGACUUUACUUUCGAGUUUCCUCGACCCACAAUGCCAAAUGUGAUCUACAUAAGUGGUUUCCAAUGCACACCCUCUAAACCACUUCCUGCAGACUUGGAAGAGUUUGUUCAGAGUUCAGGGGAGCAUGGGGUCAUCAUCAUGUCUUUAGGAACUGUUUUUGGAAAACUCCUAAAUGACCUUACUGAUGAAAUUGCAGCAGCAUUUGCCCAGGUACCUCAGAAAGUUAUUUGGAGACAUAACGGAACUCGGCCUGCUACUCUUGGCAACAACACAUUACUUGUAGAUUGGAUGCCACAAAAUGACCUUCUUGGACAUCCCAAGACUAAGCUCUUUGUUGCCCAUGGAGGAACCAAUGGAGUACAGGAGGCUAUUUAUCAUGGGGUUCCCCUUUUAGGUGUACCUUUAGCUUUUGAUCAGCCAGAUAACCUCUCGAGGAUGAAUGCAAAGGGAACAGCUAAAAUUGUGGACAUUUCUAAGUUGAACAGAGUUGUGUUUUUGGAGGCAUUGAAAGAGGUGCUGUUUAAUCCAUCUUACAAGGAGAACAUGCAGAGGCUGUCUCGGCUACAUCGGGACCAGCCUAUGAAGCCCAUUGAUCAAGCAGUAUUCUGGACUGAAUAUGUAAUGAGAAAUAAAGGUGCUCCUCAUCUGCGCUCACAGUCUUAUAAGAUGUCCUGGAUUGCAUACCACUCCAUAGAUGUUAUAUUCACAUUGUUGGCAGCUACGGGGAUUAUUAGUUGGCUAACAUUUAUGCUGAUGAGGUGUCUUUGUUUGCGAGUACUGUGUAAGAAGAAAACCAAGCAUUAAUAAUAAAUUUAGUUUAAAAAUAAAGUUGUUGAAGUUUUGUAGACAAGUGCUAUAACCUUGUGCUAAAAAUUCUGUGUUAAAAUCUAUAUGAGCUAUCCAUAGAACAAAUGUUUAAACUGUUUUAUUUGUGAAACUUUUUUGAGUUAGUGAUUAUGCAAACUUAACUGUAAUUUCAAAUAUUUAAACAAAUAAAAAAAUUUAAACUUCAAAUAUUAAAAAACCUAUUUAAACUUAUAAACCUUUCAGGUACAUCUGUACAUUUCUAAAAGUAGCAAUAACAGCAGAGUUUUGAAUGCCGUUGUCCAGUCCAGUUUGGUGAUUUUCAUGCUUUAAUAUAGUAACAUUCUAAUAAAUAUGACUUCAAAUUCAAAGUGUUUGUACAGUUUGUACAGUAAAAUAAUGUUUUAUUUUGUAAAUGUAAUUGCACUCAUAAGAAAUAACAGUCUUUUUCUCUCUGCACUGCACAAAAUUUGGCAUGCUAUUCUGAUAAAUAGGCUUAGAGAUACUUUGACAAAACACCCACAUCAAUAAACACUGCUAAGUGCCAAAUUAGCUUACAUAAAAUGGACCAACGGAAUGUGUAUUGUGGUCUGAUCUGCUGACUCUUUCUCAGGCCAAAUAAAAAUAACAUAGGUUGUCAUGAAAUGCUGGUGUGUUAGUGUACUUAGCAACUCAGAUCUCUAAGGGCAUUAUUAAUGCUGGAAGAUAAAUACACAUUUUGAGGCAACAUCUUUUUAAGAGAUGUCCAUACUUAUUUUAAUAUCACGUUACAAUAUAGUAUAACUGUGUUUUUAGAGAGCGGGUGCUAGAUUGGUUUGCCUGUAGUUCAGACAAAGUUUGCAAAAUGAUUGCAACGAUAUAACAUGAAAUUAGUAAUGAGCUUUAAUUUCCGAAAGAAAAACAAGCAACCUUUUAACUUUAUAAGGUACAAUUUAAAAAAGUCAGUUUUAUUUAUUUAGGUAAAUUACAAAUAACUGCUUUCUAGCAUUUCACAUACUAUUCAAUGAUAGGGUUUAUAACAGGGCAAAUAAAGUACAUGUAAAAGUUACUUCUCAAAGUUAAUUUUUAUAUCUGGAUUACACUUCUGUUAGUAAAUGAUUCCUUUAAUUUAUAAUUUAACAACUGCUAAAAUUGCAUUUUGUUUAUCUGUAGUUCUGACUGAGAUAACAUACCUUGUUUGUGAUUUAGUCAUACCAGCUAACUGUUAAUUGUAGAAAAUAGCAUGAUUGUUCACAUGAUCAUUUGAGAAAACACAAAUAAGAUGUAUUUUAUUUUCUUUCCCCCUCAGUUUCUUGAAGGCUAAAUAAUGAGUUUGUAUUUGUUAUUUUCAGAAGAGUUCAUCUAAUAUUAACUCUUAAUAAUUGUUAAUAAAACUAUUAUCUGAAAUA
Messenger RNA from Trichomycterus rosablanca, 3060 nucleotides. Its product is annotated as UDP-glucuronosyltransferase 2A2-like. Gene Ontology annotation, molecular function: UDP-glycosyltransferase activity. The transcript has 2 exons. NCBI's taxonomy places the organism in Eukaryota, Metazoa, Chordata, Actinopteri, Siluriformes, Trichomycteridae. The coding region runs from base 101 to 1672 and encodes 523 amino acids. The record is from RefSeq and is a predicted model, not a curated record.